CCAUCGCCUCCUGGGCCUUCGGUAUAGAGUGUGACUCGCUGACCAAAGAAGCUGCCAUUUUUCCCACUAUGGCUACCAGGAUCUUCCAGCUCUCUCCCGUCAGGGCACUCAAGGUAAUAAUCUUGUUAAUGGCUCCCCGAGUGGCUGAAAUAGCCCAUAGCCUGGGGCUACAGUUCACCAGCUCAGAGUUCGAAUUCUUCAGGGAGGUAGCGACCCACACUAUCACCAGACGUCAGGAGACUGGACAGCGACGGGGGGACUUCCUAGACAUGCUCAUGGAAACCAAAAUCAAAGGAGAGACAAGUUUGUCAAACGACACUAUGGCUGCUCAGUCCAUACUCUUUCUGCUGGCUGGCUACGAGAACACAGCCAACACCCUGGCCAUGGCUCUGCACCUGCUAUCUCACCACCCACACGUCCAGGCCACACUCAGGAGGGAGGUGGCCCUGGCUCUACUUCAGAGCGACGGACAGGUGGAUCAUGACCGGCUGAUGACACUGCCUUACCUGGAUGCUGUGGUCAGUGAGGUGCUGAGACUCUACCCAGCAGCACCCAUCAUAGAGAGAAUCUGCACCAAGGAAUACAAGUGAGUCACUCAACUUAUUGGGAAACAGGGAAAACAUUAUUUUAAGCUCUAAUAAUUCAAGUUUUGGGGUUUUAAUUGAAUUAUAAAUGUCAGAAAUACGUUCCUGUGUCCAGGUUGCACGAAAGUACGUAGCGUUAGCUACUUGUCUAUUUAU
This is a messenger RNA of Cherax quadricarinatus, 740 nucleotides long. The record is from RefSeq and is a predicted model, not a curated record. NCBI's taxonomy places the organism in Eukaryota, Metazoa, Arthropoda, Malacostraca, Decapoda, Parastacidae.